AAAGAAUGCGAAAAUUUAUUAGACGAGAAAUAAAAUAUGGAAACAGGAGAAAAAAACAAGAAUUAAAGAUUAGUAAAAAAAAGUGAGUUCGUGGGUGGAGAAAGGGGAGGGAGAGGAAAAAGGUGGAGGAGAAGCAUCCAACAAUUAUUGGCAUCGAAUGCCGGAAUCCGGACUUCCACUGUUUUGCUGAAUUCCGGCUGAUCUCUCUCUUAGAUUUCUUUAUAAAUUCUUUGUUUUUAUAAUAAGUUUUGGUGGCUAUAAACUGGUGACUGGGGUGGCUUCUCUCUUUCUCUGCCUUCUCGUUGGAGAGCAGACGCCCCGCCUCUUCUUCUUCUUAUUAGGGCCUCGAUUUCUCUCUCUACCUCAGAACAAAGAACAAGGAGAUCGUCCGCACAGGGAAGGAAGGAGGAAAGCUGGUUCGUGGAUCACCGGACAGAGUUGUUACAGCUAAACGAUUGGAUUUUGGCUGUUUUGGACUGUUGAGGCAUCCAUCCUCGAUCGUUUCUGGUGGUUUCGGUGGUGGUUUUGUUGAAAGCGGGGUCUCAAGAGAUUCUUUUGCAGGUCUGCUUUUCGAAGUUUGAUUAGGUGAUUUGUUGAUUCUUGAUACAAGGUUCUCAGGGUGGAUUUUUUCGUGGUAGUUGCAUUUGUGAUCUCGAGGUUUUGGAAGAAAUCUUGAGACUACCGUAUUAUAAAACUUGAACCGUCUGUGAUGACAUUGUUCUUCUGAGAGAUUUCUUGGUAAGAAUAUGGCAGAAGAUCGUAGCAUGAAUUUUCAGCAUGGGGGAGUUUUCCCACAAUCUUUCUGCAACCAGCAAGUGGUUUCUUUUCAGUCAGGGGCAGUAAACAGCGCAACAGGGAUGAUCGGCACGAAUAAUAUGAGUGGGAUUAGCAGCACAGCAGGGAUGAUUCUGGCUAAUAAUCCUGCAGUGAUGAUAAAUAAUGCUUCUUUGAUGAUCCCACCUAGCAAUUCUCCUAGCAAUAUCCUUCUUGAGCCGGUGCCUGGUCUCAAGCAUGGCAUAGGGUUGGCUGUCGACUGGUCAUAUGAAGAAUUGGCCGAGUUGAGGGAAGGUCUUGACAGAUAUGCAAAUGAACCUAAUAUCAUGAAGUAUAUCAAGAUAGCAGCUAGACUACCUGACAAGACUGUAAGAGAUGUUGCAAUGAGGUGCCGAUGGAUGACUAAAGAAAAUGGUAAACGACGGAAACAAGAAGAAUAUUAUGCAGGAAAGAAAAUCAAAGAUGGAAAGGAAAAGAUGGUAGAUUGUUCCACAAGGGCUUAUGUACAUCCCAUUCAACCAGACAAUGCAGCUGCCUAUUCUUUGAUGACACAUCAUGUGAACCACAAUAAUCAAUUUUCAUGUGAAGCCCCUGUAAUUGACGGUGCAACAAGGCAUCUUCUAGCUGAAAAUGUUCAACUUUUUAACAGAAUUGCAGCUAAUCUUGCAACAUUUCAGUACUUUCUUUUGCAGAUACAGAAUAACAUUAAACUCUUUUGUCGCACAAGAAACAACAUUACAACUAUUAUAAAAAGCAUGAGUGAGAUGCCUGGUAUUAUGAGUCAGAUGCCUCCUUUGCCUGUUUCAAUAAAUGAGGACCUUUUCAGUAGUUCCAUUCCUUCAAGUGCCAGUCAAGCCCACGCACCAGGCAGCGGUCAUUUGAAGGAAGAACCAAAAUCCUGGUAACCGAGCGUGAAAUGAGUUGCAAUCUAAUUACAAAAAUACCUUCUGUAAAUGCAUGGAAAUGGUCAGAGAUAUCUCUCCUGCAUAGACCAUCAAGAGCAAUCUGUCAAGUUCCUGAGUUGGAAUAUCAAAGGAGCACAAAGCAUCAAGAAGUAGUAGCCUCUUCAUUUCCUGGGCUGAGUAUGACCUGACACUGCAUAUUUUUAGCUCCUGCUUCAGAGUCACCAUGUAUAUGCUUUCAUGAGAGAGAGAACUUUUGGAAUGAUAAACAUUUUUAGGUGCUUGCAGAUAAGUGAUUCUUUUUCAUCAUUUUCAUGUCAGUUCAGCAUUCUACAUUCCACAAAUGAAUCAGUCUUCAUAUUGUAUUAACCCAAACCUAUAUGAGGAAAGAAAAAGAACUGAGCUGCUAGUCAUAUGGGUAUUUAUUAUUUGUCA
Messenger RNA from Phoenix dactylifera (date palm), 2111 nucleotides. The record is from RefSeq and is a predicted model, not a curated record. Lineage: Eukaryota; Viridiplantae; Streptophyta; Magnoliopsida; Arecales; Arecaceae.